This is a messenger RNA of Linum trigynum, 1737 nucleotides long. The record is from the annotation of a GenBank genome assembly. NCBI's taxonomy places the organism in Eukaryota, Viridiplantae, Streptophyta, Magnoliopsida, Malpighiales, Linaceae.
CUCCUUUCCCUGGAACAAAAGUUUGGAUUUAUUCUGUACUAAUUAAGUAAUUAUAAUUUAUAACGAUUUUGGUUUGACUGGAGAUAAAAAGGGGUUUACCUUUCCCGCUCCCUUUUCAGAGGAGAUAUCCCCAUUAUUUCUACACCCCAAAUUCCCAGCAAAAAUGCUGCUGCUCUUUCUCUGUAGUUCCCUCGUCGACCGUCGUUGCUCUGCUCUUCAAAUUCAUCACCGCCGAAGCUUGACGUCGAAGAGAGGCGUCAAGCGCGAAGAAAUUGAAGAUAAGGUUGUCUGGAUUACUGGGGCUAGCCGUGGGAUAGGUGAGGUUCUGGCCAAACAAUUUGCGAGUUUGGGUGCCAAGCUUAUUCUUUCGGCUCGAGACGAGGCUGAACUUGAGCGAGUUAAGAAGCAGCUUACGGGCAAGUAUGCUCCCAACGAGUUAAAGAUUCUGCCUUUGGAUUUGACAGCUGGUGAAGAGUCUCUAAAGGAGGCUGUGGUUAAGGCAGAAGCCCUUUUCCCUGGUGCUGGUAUUCACUAUAUGAUCCACAAUGCAGCUUAUGAACGCCGAAAAACACCAGCUUUGGAUGUAGAUGAAGAAAUCCUCAUGAUGACAUUCAACGUCAAUGUUCUGGGGACAAUAUCUCUGACACGGCUGCUAGCCCCAUUCAUGCUGAGACGAGUUGGCGGCCAUUUUGUUGUGAUGAGCAGUGCUGCAGCCAAGACGCCUGCGCCAAGUCAGGCUGUAUACUCUGCUACCAAGUUUGCUCUGAAUGGAUACUUCCAUUCUUUGCGUUCUGAGCUCUACCCUAAAGGGAUAAAGGUCACCGUUGUUUGUCCCGGGCCAAUAGAGACUGGUUCUGGAGCAUCAAACUCAGAAAAGAAGUUGUCAUCCGAAAGAUGUGCAGAGCUGACAAUAAUUGCUGCAAGCCACAAUUUGAAGGAAGUUUGGAUAUCGAACCAGCCUGUGUUAGCCGUAAUGUACCUAGUGCAGUACAUGCCAGCCAUUGGCUUCUGGCUUAUGGAUAAGGUUGGUGCAAGACGGGUGGAAGCUGCUAAGCAAAAGGGUAAUACAUACUCGUUGGGUCUGUUGUUCGGAAAGAAGAAGGUAACCUGAAGUCAUCGAGCACGUCCAAUAUCAGGAUGUCGAGCUGAGAGAGCCAGCCAGUACCAGGUGACUUUACAUACUCAAUAAGGAAAAGAAAGAACAUAUACAACACAGAUGUGCAUUUUUAUGAUGAUUGUUUGUUAUAAAUGUAAGAGGAGAAGGUCCAUCUAACCGGGCUAAGUGCUUUGAUCUUGUCUUGUUAUCUGGUUUGAGCACAUGCGCAUGGCUGAUUGAAUGGCCUUAGAAAUCAUGUAGUUAACCCAUUCAUCUAAAUCAUAUGGACAUAGUGGUUAGUGAGAGUGAACUAGGGGUUGACAAGUGUGUGAUUGAACUGCUGUUUGAUGCAGACUCGUCUGCAAAUAUCCUGAACUGUUAUGCGUGGGUGCACCGUGGUCGGUAAAUCUUUUAUUAGCACUCAUUUUUAAACUAUUGAAGGGUGAUCAUAUUUUUUAACCGCUCCACAAACUGAUCCUCUACUGGGAAAUGUAGAAAACAAAUGAUAUUUAUGGACUACUAUUAUUGUACUUGUGUUAUAUUCCUUAAGACACUGUGAUGCAAGUUACGGACAAUUAGCUCUAUAAAAGGAGCAAAAAAGCAUCGAUUCUUCACUACCGUAAUGAAAAUUUUGAUACUUC